CACAGCACGUGGACAGAAACAUGAACAGGUUCUACAUUCUACUAAAUAUCCUCACGUUUGCAGCAGCUGCUGUAAACACAGGCUCUCACUCUCUCUGCUCUGUGGCAACAUUUGUCGUAGGAGAGACGCCCUUCCCUGAGUUCACUGUCCUGAUGAUGCUGGAUGACAUCUUAGUUACUUACUAUGACUCAGUUGUAGAGAAGACAGUCAUGAAAGUAGACCUGCAAUUAAAUGAAGAGAACCAAAAAUUUGCUGAUAUGAUUUUUGGAGCACUGCAUGUAGAAAUGCGAGAUCGAGCCAACUUUCUAAAGAGACAUUUUAAUUACACUAACGGUGUCCAAACAGAGCAAAGAAUUGAGUGCUGUGAAUUGUUGAGCAAUAACAAGCCAGGAGGAAUGAAGAUGUUUGACGCUUUCAAUGGUCUGAAUGGAAUGGAGAGGGACUAUAAUGUACACCGUCAUGCUCUACACACUGAAACUAAAUGGCCUAUUGUUUUUGACACUGUAAAGCUGGAAUAUAACAAAAAACUGUAUGCAUAUUUUCUGCACCCUGUAUGCAUUGAAGCUUUAGAGAGAGCUCUGAAAGAACUGAAGAAUCACAUAUUCAGAAAAGUAAAGCCCAGAGUGAGACUCCUGAUGAAGCCCUAUGACUCUGGAGGAGCUCGUGUGAGCUGCCUGGCCACUGGUUUCUACCCACGCCACAUCAACCUGACGCUGCUGAGGAACGGCCAGCCUGUGUCCGAGCACCUGGUCAGUGGAGGUGAGCUGCUGCCUAAUGGAGACGGAACUUAUCAGAUGAGGAAGAGUCUGGAGAUCAGUGCAGAGGAGCUCCAACAGAAGCAUAACUACACCUGCACAGCCACUCACCUCAGCCUGGACAACAAGCUGGACAUUCACUGGGAUUAUGAUCCAGGUCCACCCAUUGCAGUCAUAGCUUCCACUGUGCUGCUGGUGAUAUUAGUGUGUGUGAUCGCACCAAUAGCUGGCUUCAUUGUGUGGAAGAAGAGGCGUGUAGUCUCCCGAACAUCCUCCCAGAGUGAUUACUCUGCUGCAUCCAGUGACCACAGAGGAGAAAGAGCUGGAGGACCUGAAGAACUGAGGACGUGGACAGAUUAGGCCCUGAUGUCUCAUUUUUUCUCUGGUCUACAGUUUUAGGCAGAUUUAAGUACUUUUGAGGUUUAUAACAGAACACUUUAAAAACACACUCCUGAUUUUGAGCUGUACCGGAUGGAUCUAGAUAAAUCUGUCCUGCCUUUUGACUGUCAAAGACCUGAUUUAUGUUUCAGUUUUCGUACUGGACCACUUUUAUUUGAUACCGUUUCAUUUAUUGCAGGCCUCUGCGGCAGCUGUCCUUGUACUAAAAGCAAAAUAGUCAAUAAAAAUUGAAAAACAACUUA
Messenger RNA from Pygocentrus nattereri (red-bellied piranha), 1396 nucleotides. Its product is annotated as major histocompatibility complex class I-related gene protein-like. Lineage: Eukaryota; Metazoa; Chordata; Actinopteri; Characiformes; Serrasalmidae. Gene Ontology annotation, cellular component: external side of plasma membrane. The coding region runs from base 21 to 1115 and encodes 364 amino acids. The record is from RefSeq and is a predicted model, not a curated record. The transcript has 7 exons. Gene Ontology annotation, biological process: immune response.